GGCCGGAAGUGAAUUGGAGGUGUGGCGGAAGUGGUCAGGGAGUGGGGAGAACGGGAGGGGGCGUUCCCACUCUACAGCAGAGCCGGAUGUUUGCCGAGCUUUGACAGGCGUGGCAGAAGGAGCAGUGCCGGACCACGGUUUCUCUUCAGGUUCUGUGGCCAUGGACCCACUUUCAGAGCUGCAGGACGACCUGAACGUGGAUGACACCAGCCAGGCUCUGAACCAGCUGAAGCUAGCGUCCAUUGAUGAGAAGAACUGGCCCUCGGAUGAAAUGCCCGACUUUCCCAAGUCAGAUGACUCCAAAAGCAGCUCCCCGGAACCUGUCACACACCUGAAGUGGGAUGACCCUUACUACGACAUUGCCCGGCACCAGAUUGUGGAGGUGGCAGGAGAUGACAAGUAUGGGCGAAAGAUCAUUGUGUUUAGUGCCUGCCGGAUGCCCCCGAGCCACCAACUGGACCACAGCAAGCUCCUGGCGUACCUGAAGCACACCCUGGACCAGUAUGUGGAAAGUGACUACACACUGCUCUACCUGCACCACGGCUUGACCAGUGACAACAAGCCCUCCCUCAGCUGGCUUCGGGAUGCCUACCGGGAGUUUGACCGCAAGUACAAGAAGAACAUCAAAGCCCUGUACAUCGUGCACCCCACCAUGUUCAUCAAGACCCUGCUCAUCCUCUUUAAGCCCAUCAUUAGCUUCAAGUUUGGGCAGAAGAUCUUCUAUGUGAAUUACCUGAGCGAGCUGAGCGAGCAUGUGAAGCUGGAGCAGCUGGGGAUCCCUCGCCAAGUGCUCAAGUAUGAUGACUUCCUGAAAUCCACACAGAAGAGCCCUGCAACAGCCCCCAAGCCCAUGCCACCACGGCCUCCCCUGCCCAACCAGCAGUUUGGGGUCUCCCUGCAGCACCUCCAGGAGAAGAGCCCAGAGCAGGAGCCCAUCCCACUGGUGCUCCGGGAGACCGUUGCCUAUCUGCAGGCCCAAGCUCUGAACACCGAGGGGAUUUUCCGGAGGUCGGCCAACACGCAGGUUGUACGGGAAGUGCAACAGAAGUACAACAUGGGGCUGCCCGUAGACUUCAACCAGUACGACUUGCAUCUGCCAGCAGUCAUCCUCAAGACCUUCCUCCGGGAGCUUCCUGAGCCCCUGCUCACCUUUGACCUCUACCCCCACGUCGUGGGCUUCCUCAACAUUGAUGAGAGCCAGAGAGUGGAGGUGACGCUGCAGGUCCUUCGGACGCUGCCUGAGGAGAACUACCAGGUGCUUCGUUUCCUCACUGCCUUCCUGGUGCAGGUUUCUGCCAACAGUGACCAGAAUAAGAUGACCAACACUAACCUGGCUGUUGUCUUCGGCCCUAACCUGCUGUGGGCCAAGGAUGCUGCCAUCACUCUGAAGGCCAUUAAUCCCAUCAAUACCUUCACCAAGUUCCUCCUGGAUCAUCAAGCGGAGCUGUUCCCUAGCCCUGACUCCUAGGGGCUCUGAGCCCAGCCCCUGCCCCACCAGCCCCCUUCUCUGAUAGCUCCAGUUUGGACACUAACUCCUGGCAUCAGCGUUACAGGAGGCCAGGGCUCCUGUGACACCAGGAGAUAGAAGCUGGAGCCAGCCAACUGGGUAACUCCUCCUCCCCUUCUCUCCAGCCCACCUCACUGGCCCUGGAGGCCUCACAGUUACCAUGAGACUUUUUUCUUCGCCUUAUACUUCUCACUGCCUCCUGAAUCCCUGGUUCCUGUGGGACUAUGCAGAGCUGGACUUGGCUCUUGCAAUCCCUUUCCUGCUUUCUCCUGCCUCUCUCUGGCAAUUGCAGGUGCCAAAAUCACUGCCGGCUGGGCUGGCAGCAGGGGCCGGUCCACCUCCUCCUAUUGCUGGGAGAUGAAAGGCUGAGCUGGCUUAGGCGGGCCCUGCUGAGGCUCCUCCCUAUCUGGGUGAGGGCCUGAGUAGAGGCACUCUGCUCCUGCCCUCGCCUCUACCGGCUCAGCCUUGGGUAUUUCCACAGCUAAGGAAUGACAGGCCAGAGUCUGCUUCCUGUUUCUGCCUCCUUCUCCUCCACACAUCCUGGUCAGCCUUUCCCAAGUGGUAGUGCUCCCCAGGAUGUUCUAACCUGGUUCUGCCAGGACUGGCAGCUUGGAUGACAUGCUGAGUCCCAGCAUCCAUUCAAAGUAGACACUCCACUCCCUCCCCUGAGAGACCCUAGUGUCUGGUCGGACCAGUGACAAGCAGUCUCAGCCUCUAUGCCUUGCCUAAGGACAGAUCCUAGGCCUAAGGUUCUUGGGGACGUGUCUGUUGUGGAGUCACACUGGUCCCUGCUCUGACCAGAGGGCACUCAGUGCCUCAGAAUCUGUGACGGCUCCUUUCUCCAGCUGGGGACUCCUGGAGGGGCUGGGCAGAGAUUUUGCUAAUUAGAUUGGCGACCUUCAGGUGAGUUCUAGCAACCUCCCCCAGGGAGCGUGGGGCCUUAGGGCCCUGUCUUUUAGAAAACCUAGACCCCAAUGAUGAUGGCUAAUCCCUUAUUCUAGCUU
Messenger RNA from Pteropus alecto (black flying fox), 2511 nucleotides. It is a transcript of the gene ARHGAP1, whose product is annotated as Rho GTPase activating protein 1. Bases 161 to 1468 code for a protein of 435 amino acids. Gene Ontology annotation, biological process: negative regulation of endocytic recycling; small GTPase-mediated signal transduction. Gene Ontology annotation, molecular function: GTPase activator activity. Lineage: Eukaryota; Metazoa; Chordata; Mammalia; Chiroptera; Pteropodidae. The record is from RefSeq and is a predicted model, not a curated record. Gene Ontology annotation, cellular component: cytoplasm. The transcript is spliced from 13 exons.